CUGUGACAGCUUGCGGGUGCCCACUGCGCAUGUCUGCAGUCUCUAGUCAUCUCCUGUACUAUGUCCGCAGUCUCUGGUCAUCUCCUGUACUGUGUCCGCAGUCUCUGGUCAUCUCCUGUACUGUGUCCGCAGUCUCUGGUCAUCUCCUGUACUGUGUCCGCAGUCUCUGGUCAUCUCCUGUACUAUGUCCGCAGUCUCUGGUCAUCUCCUGUACUAUGUCCGCAGUCUCUGGUCAUCUCAUGUACUAUGUCCGCAGUCUCUGGUCAUUUCCUGUACUGUGUCCGCAGUCUCUGGUCAUCUCCUGUACUAUGUCCGCAGUCUCUGGUCAUCUCCUGUACUGUGUCCGCAGUCUCUGGUUAUCUCCUGUACUAUGGCUGCAGUAUCUGGUCAUCUCCUGUACUAUGUCCGAAGUCUCUGGUCAUCUCCUGUACUGUGUCCGCAGU
This is a messenger RNA of Staurois parvus, 443 nucleotides long. The record is from the annotation of a GenBank genome assembly. NCBI's taxonomy places the organism in Eukaryota, Metazoa, Chordata, Amphibia, Anura, Ranidae.